GUUUCUCUUGAAUCAUGGUCGUCGUCUUCCUCUCUUCUGAUUUCUUCGUUAAACCCUAGCAUUUCAAUCCUUUUUGAUCUUCUACAUAAUCAUACAUACAAUUUGAAACGAAGAUGUAUAUGGCGUACGGAUGGCCUCAGGUGAUCCCUCUGGAAUCAGGGCUAUGUCCAACUUCGCAGAAGAUCAUAUACCUUAAAGUUGUUGAUCAUUUAUUACUCGUCGUUUGCCCUUCUCAUUUGGAGCUCUGGAGCUCUUCUCAGCAUAGGGUGAGACUAGGGAAGUACAAGCGAGAUCCGGCAUCGAUAUCAAAAGAGGGGGAGAAUUUGCAGGCUGUCUGGAGCCCUGAUGCUAAAUUGAUUGCUAUUCUUAUAGUAAUAGCAACAUUGCUUUUGGAAAAGAGCAAAGCAUUGCACUAUUUCUGCACUAAUCCGGUCAUGAUUAUAUCCGCUGCAAUAAUGGUGCCAUUGCAUGGGACGUCCUCAUUGUACCUUCACAUUUAUAAAGUCCAAUUUUCUGAGAAAAAAAUACACAUAGGAGGAAAGCAACCAUCCAAUCUGUCUCUUGCAACUUUUUCUCUACUUAUGAGUGAGGAGAUACCCUUUUCAGGCAAGGACUUGGCAGUGAGCAAUAUCAUUUGUGACAGCAAAAACUUGUUGGUUGGACUUUCUAACGGAACCUUAUAUAAUAUGUCUUGGAAGGGCGAGUUUUAUGGAGCCUUGGAUCUGGAUUUCCAUUUGUAUAACGGAAAUGGCCAUGCAAAAUUGUCCAGUGCUCUAGGCAAUGGUGUCACUUCUGGAGUUCUGUCAUCAAGUCAUUCUUUGUCUAGAAAGUCGGCCAUCACUUAUUUGGAGUUUUCGCUACCACUGCGGCUGUUAUUUGUCCUAUUUUCCGAUGGAAAAUUGGUGCUAUGUUCCGUUAGUAAGAGAGGUCUAAAGCAAGCCCACUCUGUUAACUUUGAAUAUCGGUUGGGCUCUGAUGAUGCGGUAUGUACUUCAGUUGCACCAGACCAACAAAUCCUUGCUGUUGGCACCAGAACAGGUGUCAUAGAGUUAUAUGAAAUUAGUGAACCCGUAUCACUUAUUCGCACUGUAUCUUUACAUGAUUGGGGAUAUUCAAUGGAUGAUACGGGUGCAGUUAGUUCUAUUGCGUGGACACCCAAUAGUUCUGCUUUUGCAGUUGGCUGGAAGUUAAGAGGACUUACAGUGUGGUCAAUAUCUGGUUGUCGUUUAAUGUCUACGAUCCGUCAGAUUGGUUUAAACUCUGUCUCUUCUCCACGGGUUAAGCAAAACCCAGAUAGCAAUUAUGAACCUUUGAUGAGUGGCACCUCAUUUAUACAGUGGGAUGAAUAUGGUUAUAGACUUUAUGCUGUUGAAGAAGGUUCUUCAGAAAGAAUACUUGCAUUUUCUUUUGGUAAAUGUUGCCUCAACAGAGGGGUUUCAGGCAAAACACAUGCCCGCCAAGUUAUUUAUGGUGAAGAUCGGUUACUUAUGGUGCAGCCUGAAGAUACAGAUGAACUCAAAUUAAUGCAUCUUAACCUUCCAGUUUCCUAUAUAUCCCAAAAUUGGCCUGUUCUUCAUGUAGCGGCUAGUGAGGAUGGGAUGUAUCUAGCUGUUGCUGGUCUUCAUGGGUUGAUCUUAUAUGAUAUUCGAUUAAAUAGAUGGAGAUUUUUUGGCGAUGUUACUCAGGAACAAAGGAUUCAAUGCACAGGCCUGUUAUGGAUGGGGAAGAUCGUUGUUGUUUGCAACUACAUUGAUUCAUCAGACACGUAUGAGCUGCUCUUCUACCCUAGAUAUCAUCUUGAUCAGAGUUCGCUUCUUUAUCAGAAACCAUUGCUCGGAAAACCCAUGGUGAUGGAUGUCUAUAACGACUAUUUACUUGUCACUUACCACCCAUUUGAUGUCCAUAUAUAUCAUGUCAAGGUAUCCGGUGACUUGACUCCUUCCAGUAAUCCUGUUUUACAGCUUUCUACAGUACGAGAGCUAUCAAUCAUGACUGCAAAGUGCCAUCCUGCUGCAAUGCGGUUUAUACCUGAUCAGCUUGAAAGUGAUCAAUCCAUUAAAGAAACUUCAUCAUCUCCAGAUUUGUUAGAAAAAGAACCCAUUAGAUGUUUGAUACUAAGGGCCAAUGGGGAGCUAUCAUUACUUGAUUUAAUUGAUGGUCGGGAAAGGGAGCUUACAGAUUCUAUAGAAUUGUUUUGGGUUACCUGUGGCCGGUCGGUGGAUAAAACAAACUUGAUCGAGGAAGUUUCAUGGUUAGACUAUGGCCAUCGCGGAAUGCAGGUUUGGUAUCCAUCUUCAGGCGUGGACCCCUAUAAACAGGAAGAAUUCUUACAGUUGGAUCCUGAGCUUGAAUUUGAUCGUGAGGUGUAUCCUCUUGGUUUGCUUCCAAAUGCUGGAAUUGUAGUUGGCAUUACCCAAAGAUUAUCAUUUUCAGCAUGCUCGGAGUUUCCAUGUUUCGAGCCAUCUCCUCAAGCUCAAACUAUACUACAUUGCCUACUCCGGCACCUUCUUCAGAGAGAUAAGAGUGAAGAAGCUUUACAACUAGCUCGAUUAUCGGAGGAGAAGCCUCAUUUUUCCCAUUGUUUAGAGUGGCUUCUUUUUACUGUUUUUGAAGCUGAAAUUUCCAGUAACCAGAAACCAGUUCCUACGGCUAACAAUCCUUCUCUCCUGGAGAAAACCUGUGAUCUAAUAAAGAAAUUUCCGGAGUAUUUUGACGUUGUUGUUAGUGUGGCAAGAAAGACUGAUGGUCGACAUUGGGCAGAUUUGUUUUCUGCUGCUGGAAGAUCAACGGAGUUGUUUGAAGAAUGCUUCCAGAGGAGAUGGUAUCAAACCGCAGCUUGCUAUAUACUUGUUAUUGCGAAACUCGAAGGAGCACCUGUCAGUCAAUACUGUGCUCUGCGCUUGUUACAGGCAACACUGGAUGAAUCAUUAUACGAACUUGCUGGGGAACUGGUGAGAUUUCUGAUGAGAUCCGGAAGGGAAUAUGAACCUGCAACAACAGAUUCGGAUAAACUAUCUCCUAGAUUUCUAGGCUAUUUUCUUUUCCCUUCUAGUUAUAGGAAACAGUCUAUGGAGGCAAGAAGCCCUUCAUUUAAAGAGCAGAAUGCUCAUGUUGCUUCUGUGAAGAAUAUUCUGGAAAGUCAUGCUAGCUAUUUGAUGUCUGGGAAAGAACUCUCCAAGCUUGUUGCAUUUGUGAAAGGCACCCAAUUCGAUCUAGUGGAAUAUCUACAACGCGAAAAAUAUGGAAGUGCUCGUUUGGAGAAUUUUGCUUCUGGACUCGAAUUAAUAAGUCAGAAGCUUCAAAUGGGAACCUUGCAAAGCCGGUUGGAUGCAGAAUUCCUCUUGUCUCACAUGUGCUCAGUCAAGUUUAAAGAGUGGAUCGUAGUUUUGGCAACUCUUUUAAGGCGAUCUGAGGUUCUCAUUGAUUUAUUUCGUCAUGAUAUGCGGCUCUGGAAAGCAUAUAGUGCAACGCUGCAGUCACAUCCAUCAUUUUCCGAAUACCACGAUUUGCUCGGAGCCUUGGGCGAGAAGCUUUCAUCGAACGAAAUUACCGAAGAGACCUGAUGGGAACGCACACAAUUAUCGAACCCCUGAAAAGCUCAACAAGAUAUUCAGCCAAAAAGGAGAUGUUUUUAGCCGAAGAAAUCCGUGUUAAAUAUGGCCAUAUAUCAACGAGUCUGAGAGUGCCCCGUUUCUAUCGCUUGAAACUUGUUGGUGAGCGGUUUUUCCCAUUUGGUCAUUGUUUAGCUUGUUCCGUGUUUUUCACUAGUUGUAUCAUUUUGUAUUUCUCUUCGGUUUUAAUUGGUUUUCUGACCGUGAGAAAAGCCGUGGGGUGGGUGGGUUCUGAAGACCGGAAGUUGAAGAAAUAAUAUUCGUACAUGUAGUUUUUCGGGUGAUCAUCUAAUGUAUAUAUAUAUGACGGAUUCUUCAAAACUAUGCAAUUAUCGAUCUUUUGUGC
Messenger RNA from Cynara cardunculus var. scolymus (artichoke), 3957 nucleotides. RefSeq names its product RAB6A-GEF complex partner protein 1. The transcript is spliced from 24 exons. Gene Ontology annotation, molecular function: protein binding. Gene Ontology annotation, biological process: retrograde transport, endosome to Golgi; intracellular protein transport. Gene Ontology annotation, cellular component: cytosol; Ric1-Rgp1 guanyl-nucleotide exchange factor complex; Golgi membrane. NCBI's taxonomy places the organism in Eukaryota, Viridiplantae, Streptophyta, Magnoliopsida, Asterales, Asteraceae. The record is from RefSeq and is a predicted model, not a curated record. Bases 114 to 3563 code for a protein of 1149 amino acids.